Messenger RNA from Polistes dominula (European paper wasp), 1738 nucleotides. Its product is annotated as protein decapentaplegic. The record is from RefSeq and is a predicted model, not a curated record. Lineage: Eukaryota; Metazoa; Arthropoda; Insecta; Hymenoptera; Vespidae. Gene Ontology annotation, cellular component: extracellular region. Gene Ontology annotation, molecular function: growth factor activity; cytokine activity.
AGAAGAAAGAGAAGAAGAAGAAUAAAAAUAAAAGUAAGAAAAGAAGAAGAAAAAGAAUUGAAAGAAGAGGAAUAAACUACACACCACCAUACCGAGUUCCAUUUCGCUCGUUCGAAAGUGCCUUUUCGCGCUUUUUACAUUCGGCCCGUGGGAGAUUCGCGUGGACAGAGAAAGAAAGAAAUAAGUUUAACAGUGUCGGUAUACUUGAGUGUACCUACGAAAGUGCGAGAGAGUGAGCUUACAAGUUUGCGGUGUACGGGACUCGUUGAGAUGUCGUGGCUGCCCGUACUACGGACUUACGAUUGAGGAGAGUUUGGAAAGGUAAAGUCAAUGAAUGACUUUGUCACGAUGCGCAUGCUGCUACUGAUGAGAUUGAUGUUAGUGGCAGUAAUCAGCAUGCUGCUGAUGUAUACAAGCGCGAGUUCAAGUAAUGAAGUACAUCUGGGGGCCGUUCCAAAACCAAAACAAUCCAUUAAUAAACUAUACCCGAAAGGGCUAAAUAAAGAAAUUAUUGCUGCUCUUGAGAGCAGACUUCUUGCCCUUUUGGGCAUCAGCAAAAGGCCUACACCCACGGGUCCCGCUUACGUGCCGGAAUCUCUGAAAAAGCUUUACUCACGUCAGAAGUCCAUUCGCAUGUCGGCCAUCGCAAAGCCAGGCAUUAAUGCACGAUCGGCGAACACAGUUCGUACCUUUUACCAUGUCGAGAGUGAAUUGGACAACAAAUUUCGACAUCCAAAUAAAUUUCGUCUGUUGUUCGACCUGCAGCACUUACCAUUGAAUGAAAAGUUACAAGCCGCUGAGUUAAGUUUAUCGCGUGUCCCGAUAGAAGAAGAAGAGGAAGAACAUGAGGAAGAACAUGAUGACAAACCAGAAACAACAAAGUAUGGAAGAAUACUCGUUUACGAUAUCGUCCGUCCAGGGAAAAAAGGAAAAAGUUCUCCGAUAUUGAGAUUGAUCGAUAGCAAGGUGAUAAAUUUGAGGAAAAAUGCUACGGUGAAUUUGGACGUUCAUCCGGCGGUACAAAGGUGGAUAAGCAAUAACAAAACUAAUUACGGUCUUCUAGUUGACGUUAUAACUGGAACGACAAAAUUGAAUAAACGACAUAUUAGAUUAAAGCGUAGCAUAGAUGAAGAAACGGAAACGUGGAUGCUCAAUCGUCCGACAUUGUUAGCUUAUAUGGACGACGGUAAAUUCAGGGUGACUUCUGGGAAAGAGAUUUUGGAUAGACGUGCGAGACGCGCAGCUUUAAGAAAGAACAGACGAAAGGAUGGUCGAGAAAAUUGUCGUCGACAUCCGCUGUACGUAGACUUUGCCGACGUUGCUUGGAACGAUUGGAUUGUUGCUCCUCCCGGAUACGACGCCUUCUAUUGCCACGGAGAUUGCCCGUUUCCUUUGGCGGACCAUCUGAACUCGACUAAUCACGCGAUCGUACAAAACUUGGUUUACUCGACUAAACCUAGUAUGGUUCCGAAAGCAUGUUGCGUGCCUACGGCCUUGAGCUCGAUCAGUAUGCUCUAUCUUGACGAGGAGAACAAGGUCGUCUUGAAGAAUUAUCAGGACAUGGCGGUACUAGGUUGUGGUUGUCGUUAAAUCUUCCAUUCAAAUUUUUAACAAUCGAUCGAUCAAAAUAUUUUUCUUUCUAUAAAGAAUAAUUGAUCCGAUAAAUAGAUCUUUACGAAGAUCUAUAAUAUCUGUGUUUGAAGAAGAAGAAUUAUUUUUAAUUGCGACCCCUGAAAAA